UGUAAGCACAACCCGUCGAACCGACGGCCCGUUCGCUGCUAUCCUGAAGCAAAAAAUAGAUAUAGUUUUAUGUAGCCGGGAAUAAUUUAAGAUAAUAGAAAGCGGCACUGUUAGAGCGACGUCGAGCAAGUAACACGCACCGCGCCCUCUGUGGUAUAGUGUAAGAAGACGUGUUCAAGAUGCCAUUGUAUCAGAGGCCUCCGUUUUGGCGCGUUCCCCACCAGAGACGUGACCCCGGCGAUGAACCUAGAGACUUCGGACAACGGACACGGGUGACACCAGGCACUCCGGCCGGCCGGGAGUUAGUCCGAGGCGACAUCAUAGCUAAGAUCGACGACUACGACGCGCGUGAUCUACGUCACGAAGACGCGCAGAACCUAUUCAAAAAUGCCCGUAACCAAAUUAAAAUUGUUGUGCAAAGGGACGUGGACAGAGACGUGGUGGGGGCGAUUCCAUACAUACCGAGGUCGCCGGUACCCAGCAGUGUUCCUCCUUCCUAUAGGACACCCAGCCCACUUCCAACAUCACAAGGUAACUGGCAAGGACGCGGUCCCGAGUCUCUGCCCAGGACGCCGGUGCAGAACUACACGGCAUACCCUAUUCAGCAGGAGGGAGAGUACAGAACUCUGCUGUUAUCGCCCUCUUCCGUACGUACCGAUGAAACGAUCGACGAAUCCAUUCAAAGUCAACCAUACCGCACAACGCCCUUGGUGUUGCCCGGCGCGAAGGUCCGACGGGAACCAGGUCCCACAGAGAGUUACCUCCGUCAUCAUCCCAACCCAGCGAUGAGGGCUCCCCCACAUCACGACUACCGUGACACACUCAUGAAGCAGAAGGUUGCCGAGUCGGUGCUGCAGCGAGUGAUCGGAGAUGAGGGCAAUAAGGUGGUGCACAAGCAAUUCAACUCGCCAAUCAAUCUAUAUUCGGACCAGAAUAUUGCUAACUCGAUUAGGCAACAAUCGUCGCCCCUGCCCCACAAGCCGACGCUACUCUACGACCCCGCCAAGUCGGAGACCUUCCGCGCGCUGCAGGAGGAGGGGCUGGGCGACGUGGUGCAGGAGGUGCCCACGCCCGUCCAGCCGAAGGUUUUCCAAGCGCCCGUUGUUAAGAAGCCAGCGCCAACUCCGAAACCAGCGAAACAGCCUGAUGCGAAACCGACAGGAAAACAAACGACCUUCGUAAAUUCACUACACGAGGAGCAUAUUCAGCAGUCAAACUCAUUCAAACGUCUCAUGUUCCACGUUCUUGGUGAUACCGACUUGUAACACGCGGUAUACCAUAUAACCGCAGUUUGACCGUCAUGAUGGAAGAUAGACAUGGCAAGCUAAUAAAAACAGAGUAUUGAGGAUGUAUGCGUCUUUUUGAAGUUUGCCCGUACAAAAUUUUGAAGCAUAAUGGACUGAUUCGAAGAAUAGUUUUGUGGCGGUUAGUUAUGGCGCCGAAUAUUAUUCGACUUGUUGAAUUAGCAACGAAAUAAGACUAACAAAGAUUAAUAAUAGAAAAUCUAUUGUAAUAACGCUCUUGGCAGUGUGUAAAAUUAUUAUUUGUUGGAUUUAAUAAAAUUAUUCUAAUACUCGAGUAUUAGUGACAUAAUUUAUAUUUAUAUUAAGUAGCCAUGUAACGUCUAUUACUAAGUGUUGAUUUUCUGUUUGUACAGAAAUAUAAUGUUUAUGUAUACAUAUGAGAAGUGUUGAGUGUACAGUCUAGUCACGUCGACCCGAGCUCUGGUCGUGCCUACGAGUAUGAAAUUCGUUCAACUUUAAAUAAAUUAUUUAUUUUUAUCUA
Molecule: messenger RNA, 1785 nt
Organism: Achroia grisella
Lineage: Eukaryota; Metazoa; Arthropoda; Insecta; Lepidoptera; Pyralidae
Gene: Zasp66
Product: PDZ and LIM domain protein 3
Exons: 11
Coding region: 180-1265 (361 amino acids)
Biological process (GO): muscle structure development; actin cytoskeleton organization
Cellular component (GO): Z disc; adherens junction; stress fiber
Molecular function (GO): actin binding; muscle alpha-actinin binding
Source: RefSeq, a predicted model, not a curated record